Molecule: messenger RNA, 645 nt
Organism: Suillus clintonianus
Lineage: Eukaryota; Fungi; Basidiomycota; Agaricomycetes; Boletales; Suillaceae
Exons: 4
Coding region: 81-476 (131 amino acids)
Source: RefSeq, a predicted model, not a curated record
GCUCGACAGUUGGCGCGAUCUGAGUUCAGCUCAACUGCAUUCAAACCAUUGCUCCUCGUUUAUCUCUAGCUGGAGGAAGGAUGACAACAACCCUGGGACUCCGGUCCCCUGUUUCGCGGUCUGGAGCGGUAUCGCCUCAACCUCCUAGACCCGCCUUCGAUACGGAGGUGUUGCGAGCAUACGUGAAGAAACUAUUGCCAGCAACGCUUUCGCAUGCUGUGUGGUCACCUAUUGAACGAGACCAAGUAAAAGCGUGGAUGAAGGAGAUUGGAGAACGCGUCAAAGAGCGGAUGGUGGAGAUUCAGCCACAUGGAUUUAAGUAUAUGGUCUUGGUCCAGAUCACGGAGAAUAUGGGGCAAGGUGGCCGGUCACAUAUGGUGUCUCACUGGGAGGACGGCGAUGUCUGCUUGAACGAACUCUUUUACAAUGACUCAUUAUUCUGUACAUGUACCGCCAUCGCGGUGCGGGCCUCAUGACACAUCUUUGGGUUGCCGUUACCCUCUGUUCAAAGGCCUUGAAUCUAGGCUUAACUUUCGCGCACUCGAUAACCGUAAUCACUUGCACUAAAACCACGAUAUGUCACGAAAUUGCAUAAUUACUACACUUUAUUCGACGACUACGCAAUCGCGUCAUUGGAUCACCUCA